Hirundo rustica (Barn swallow) is the source of this 2480-nucleotide messenger RNA. Its product is annotated as mas-related G-protein coupled receptor member H-like. Gene Ontology annotation, cellular component: membrane. Gene Ontology annotation, biological process: G protein-coupled receptor signaling pathway. Gene Ontology annotation, molecular function: G protein-coupled receptor activity. The transcript has 2 exons. NCBI's taxonomy places the organism in Eukaryota, Metazoa, Chordata, Aves, Passeriformes, Hirundinidae. The coding region runs from base 1265 to 2197 and encodes 310 amino acids. The record is from RefSeq and is a predicted model, not a curated record.
UGUGUCCACACGCCUGUCAUAGUUCUGCUUCCACCGACUGGAUUGUUUUGUGUGUGGUUUUUUCCCUCGCUGUGCCGAUCUGGUCGGUGUCAGAGUGAGCCCGGCCAAUGAACGCGGCUGUGCUGUCGCUUCAUAUUGAACGUGGUUUUCCCAGAUGCCCUUGGCGGGGAUUUUUCCAGCCGUCUCAAAGACUCGUUUGGAACCCCCUGACGGUGGGAUCCCGCACGGGACCGGCUCUGGAGUGCCCGAGGAGCUCGGGAAGGCUGAGGAAAGGGGCGGGGCGGGUCCGGAUGCCGGCAAUCCCAACUCUCCGCACGGGAGGGAAGCAGAGCCCGACAGAGCGCGCUCGGAGCAGCGGAGCCGCCGCCGGCCGGGAAAGCUGCGGGAUGGGAGAGGAUGCGGUGAGGAUGGAGAGCGGGCAGGGCCAGCAGGGAGGAGGAUGCGAUGGGGACAGGCAGCAGGAAAGGGGAGCCGGCAUGAGGAUGGCAGUGGGAUAGAGCCAGGAAGCUCAGCUGAGCGUUCAUUGGACCAGGGGAGGUUUUGGCAAUGAUCUCGGAGCCCUUCCCGGAAUUGGGAGUUACUUCUGAGAAGCACCCAGCUGCUUCAGCAGCACUGCCGGCACUGCCAGCAUUGCAGUGUCACCAGCACCACCAGCAUCCCUCUGCUGCUGGAGGGACCACGAUCUCUCGGGGAAGAGAAAGGGGGAAUGGUGGAAACCUGUCGGGAGAGGGAAGGAUAUUAGAGAAUGGGACAUUCUGCCGGGAAGGCAUGUUUCUAAUCAGGAGGAAAUGAGCAGCCAAUUACAAAAUUCCGUCUGUCGAUUGUGUGGCAAACGCCACUUCCUUAGUGGAUAAAAACAAAAAAAAAACCCCAUAACAAACGACUGUGUAAGUGGAACUCUGACGUAGCCAAAGAUGCAAUUUCCGACUCCUCUGACUCAACCGAGCUUUAGAAGCAGCACCAGGAGAGGGCACGGAGAGGAGCCAGCGGGAUGGGAGUGGGGAGCUCCCCGUGAUCUGGGCACUUUCUCCUUCAUGUUACUGACCCGGGAGGAGCCGCUUUAGGAUAUGGAUCCCAAAGGAGUAAGGGGCACCAGGAGGCGCCGCUGAUCUGCACAGACCCCCUUUGCCUGCUGCUGCCCCACUGUGAACAGGGAGCUGCAGAGGAGCCGCAUGGUCCAUCCCGGGAUUCUCCAAGCACUGACUCCCCAUCCACUCUGACCACAGCCAGGGGCCACAUCCCACUGCCUGCCCAGCGUCCAUCCAUGGAGGUGACCACCGUGUCCCCAUCUCCUGCCUCACCCACUGAAUGGGACAAUGUCUGUGAGAUUGAUGUCACCGAUGUGGCCGUAGACAGUGUGACACUGCUCGUCUGCCUCUGUGGGCUGGUUGGAAACGGGGCUGUCCUCUGCCUUCUCCGAAGGAACCCCACCACUUUUUACAUCAUCAACCUGGCCUUUGCCAACUUCACCUUCCUCUACUUCAUGGUCCUCUCCACCCUGCUCUACCUGUCGGAGGAAUUGUCCUGCUCCACUAUCACACCCUUGGUGUUCCUGAGGGCACUUUUACCGCUCUUGCUGUUCUCCUACAACCUGGGGCUGUACCUGCUCACGGCCAUCAGCAUUGACAGCUGCACAUCCGUCCUCUGCCCGCUCUGGUACCGCUGCCGCCGUCCCCAGCGCCUGUCGUGGGUGGUGUGCGCCCUGCUCUGGGCAUUCUCCAUCGCUCUCAUUGUCACAGUGACUUGCCUGUGCCAGUCACAGGAGCACGAGCACUGCCGGGUGUCUCUCACCUCCAUGUACGCCCUCAACCUCUUCCUCUUUGCCCCAGCCAUGGUCAUUUCCACCACAAUCCUCUUCAUUAAGGUCAAGUGUGUCUUCCAGCAGCAGCAACCCAAGAGGCUCAACACUGUUAAUUUCCUCUUUGUGCUCUUCUUCCUCCUCUUUGCUCUCCCCCUCGGCCUCUCCAAUUUCCUGCAGCAGCUCGGUUACAUCUUUGCGUCCUCCCAGGUUUUUUUCCUGCUCUCCUGCAUCCACAGCACCAUCAACCCCUUCAUCCUGUUCUUGGCAGGGAGGUGCUGGAGGCCCUGCUCUGUGCAGUCCCUCCGGCUCUCCCUCCAGAGGGUCUUUGAGGAGCCAGAAGAAAACACUGCCCACAGCCAUGAUCCUGCCAUGGACACAGCGAUCCCAGGCUGUUGAUCCCUUCCACUGCUCUGCUGAAGGACCCUGGGAGAGUGGCUCAGGGUUUCCUUGAGCCACCUGAUUAAUAAAUAUCCACGGGAUCCCCCUCUCUGUGGUGCUGUGAUCCCACAGGAGAAGGGAGCAGGGGCAUUCCCAAGGAUGCACAUUUCCUCCUCUCUCACGGGUCCUACAGCACUAUUCCCCAAAAGGGAUCAUACCCUACAGGGCUGUGAUCCCCAAAUCCCCCUGGCACCUGGUUCUUGCAUCCCACUGCUGUCUGAUAUCAAUAAACAUCUUUGUU